Messenger RNA from Schizophyllum commune H4-8, 1626 nucleotides. Its product is annotated as aromatic compound dioxygenase. The transcript has 7 exons. Lineage: Eukaryota; Fungi; Basidiomycota; Agaricomycetes; Agaricales; Schizophyllaceae. The record is from RefSeq and is a predicted model, not a curated record. Gene Ontology annotation, molecular function: ferric iron binding; oxidoreductase activity, acting on single donors with incorporation of molecular oxygen, incorporation of two atoms of oxygen. Bases 312 to 1496 code for a protein of 394 amino acids.
CAGACAGACAGCUCUGGGGCACGGCGGCAGGGAUGAAUUGCAUCGCACCGUCCCCGGUCGAGCGGACGCUUACUGGGAAAUUCUAGAGGCCGUCCGCCCUAUCGGACACCGGCUAUUACUUCGCAUGUCUGCUCCUGCCUGCGACCAGGCUGUCCGAUCCACGCAUCAGCUGCGCAUCGUCGUCACUGCACGCCUCUUUGCUGCCUUUCAGGAAGUAUAAAAGCCAGAACAAACGAUGUAGAACUUCACCAAGUCUUUCAGUUCUUCUCUUCCUCCGCUAAUCCAUACUCGACACCCGCUUCCAUCUCAACAUGGUUUUCAUCCCGUCCGUUCUUGUUCUCGCUGCCAUCUCCCUUGCCGAGGUUGGCUCUGCCCACCCCCACCACGCUGUCGGCUCGCCGGAGUUCGUGAAGCGCGAGACCUUCGUCAAGGCCGCUCAGCGCUCCCUCGCUGGCUGCAAGGACCAACUGCGCAAGCGCGGUGGCCUGUACGAGCGCUCCAUCGCUCGUCGCGCCGCACUCGCGGAGGACGCUCGUUCUGUCCGCGGCCUGAAGCGCAACGCCCCGUACAAGCGCGACUUUGACACGGUGCUGGCGACCGACCACAAGUCGAACCUGACGGGCGUUACGAACAACACGGAUGCUGAUACCCUCUUUGCUGGCAACAGCGCGUGCAUUCUCGCUCCCGACGUUACUGAGGGCCCCUACUAUGUUGACGGCGAGUUCGUCCGCUGGGACAUCCGCGAAGACCAGGCUGGCGUCGACCUCUACGUCGAUGUCCAGGUUAUCGACAUCAACACUUGCGAGCCGGUUCCCGACAUCUACAUUGACUUCUGGCACGCUAACGCCACUGGUGUCUACGCCGGUGUCACCGCUGAGAACAACGGCAACGGUGACGCCGCCAACCUGAACACCACUUUCCUCCGUGGCCUUCAACCGACCAACGAGGAUGGGGUCGCGCAGUGGUUGACUGUCUUCCCGGGUCACUACACUGGCCGCACGACUCACAUCCACGUCGCCACCCACACUGCGGCGGAUGGCACGGUUUACCCCAACGGAACCUACAAGUCCGAAACCGUCUCGCACGUCGGACAGAUGUUCUUCGACCAGGACCUGAUCACCCAGGUCGAGGCACUUGAGCCGUACAGCACCAACACGCAGGAGCUUACCACGAACGAGGAAGACAGCAUCAUGGAGGAGGAGUCCGCCGACAUCGACCCCGUCGUCUCCUACGUCCUCCUCGGCGACGACGUCUCGGACGGCAUCAUGGCGUGGACCGCGUUCGGCGUCAACCUCACCAACUCUUACACGAUCUCCGCCGCGGCAUCGUACUACGCGGAGGGUGGUGUCGAGAACGAGUCGUCAGGUGGCAUGGGUGGCGGUGCGCCGGGCGGCGGCCAGGGUGGUCCCAGCGGCAGCGGCGCGCCCCCUAGUGGCUCCGGUGCUCCCACUGCGUCCGGCGACCUGCCUGCCUCCAGCGGCGCUUCGUUCGCCUAAGUAGUGAACGCGGGGUUUCGAGUAUGCUUUUCGUAGGACAAUCGCGGCAGUCUCAAUGACUUGCCCUUGGACAUCACUCUUCCUUCUCCUUGAUACGCGGAAUAAUUCAGUCGUUUUGAUACUGCACCUA